GGCUUCACAUGUCCUCUGCCCUGACCACACAGCACUCUGUGAAGUGGUUUGGAGGAAGCCUUCUAGUCAGCAUGGGCGACUUCCAGCAGCUUGAGCAGGACUUCUACCAGACAGGAUAUUACACAGAUGACCAGGGUCACACUGUGUGGCAUAGCUACGAUUCAACAAGCCCCGACUAUUAUGACGAUGGAGCGCAGGCUUUCAUGCCGGGUGCUGUGGAUCCUUCCAUGGACCAGCAGUAUACUGGACAGUUCUACCAACCUGCAAUGCCUUGUGGGAGUGUGGGAACAGAUUCUCCUGAAGAGGAACCUCCUCUUCUUGAGGAACUUGGCAUCAGUUUUGAUCACAUCUGGCAGAAGACGCUGACAGUGCUGAACCCCUUUAAACCUGCAGAUGGCAGCAUCAUGAACGAGACCGACCUGACAGGUCCUAUCGUCUUCUGCAUCACACUGGGGGUCUGUUUAAUGAUGGCAGGUAAAGCUCACUUUGGUUAUGUAUAUGGGAUCAGUGCCACAGCCUGUAUUGGGAUGUACAUUCUGCUGAGUCUGAUGAGUUCCCUGCCGGUGUCUUACGGCUGCGUGGCCAGUGUCCUGGGCUACUGCCUCCUGCCCAUCGUGGCCCUCUCUGCAUUUGCUGUCUUCUACUCUUUGCAAGGCAUCCUGGGUACAGUUCUGGCCUUGUUGGUGAUUUGUUGGUGUAGUCUCUCUGCCUCCAAGAUCUUCAUCUCCACCCUCGCCAUGGAGGGCCAGCAGCUGCUGGUGGCAUACCCAUGUGCCCUGCUCUAUGGGCUUUUUGUACUGCUCACCGUAUUUUAACCAUCAGCAGACACAGCCCAGAGGGAAAUCUUUUAUUAUUCAAGCAACAAUCUUUUGUUUUUAUCUUAAUUUACCAGCAAAGUUAAAAGGGAGAAUGUUUCUCACUGUUAUUUCUGUGUUUAGGUGAAGCAUUUAAGGGGCAGUGGGUGGAUGAUCGCAUCUUACAGAGCGGCGGCUCCACGAUGGAUCUCAGAAAUCAUUAGAAAUCAUUGAGAACCAAAAAUCCACAUGACCUCAAUGAUCUUAAAAAUGAGGCUGAAAUAUUUUAGCCUUUAUUUUUUUUAUCUAUGUAUGAAUGGUUUGAUUUCAUCUCUGUUCUAUGUAGAUUUUGGUUUACUAAUUAUUAAUGGUCUUUAUAUUUAAUACUUGGAUAUGUAACUGUAUGUUAUUUAUUCUGUCUGCAAAAAUGUUGAUGAAUAAAGAAUUUCCAAAGUG
This is a messenger RNA of Toxotes jaculatrix (banded archerfish), 1250 nucleotides long. RefSeq lists its product as uncharacterized. Gene Ontology annotation, biological process: vesicle fusion with Golgi apparatus; endoplasmic reticulum to Golgi vesicle-mediated transport. The record is from RefSeq and is a predicted model, not a curated record. NCBI's taxonomy places the organism in Eukaryota, Metazoa, Chordata, Actinopteri, Toxotidae. Bases 9 to 815 code for a protein of 268 amino acids. Gene Ontology annotation, cellular component: trans-Golgi network. The transcript has 6 exons.